Molecule: messenger RNA, 3475 nt
Organism: Sorghum bicolor (sorghum)
Lineage: Eukaryota; Viridiplantae; Streptophyta; Magnoliopsida; Poales; Poaceae
Product: pentatricopeptide repeat-containing protein At4g13650
Exons: 2
Coding region: 338-3100 (920 amino acids)
Biological process (GO): RNA modification
Molecular function (GO): protein binding; zinc ion binding; RNA binding
Source: RefSeq, a predicted model, not a curated record
GCUUCCCUCCCUGCCUCUCCCUCCGUUCGCGUUCGCUGAAUCCACCUUGCCACCUCGUCGCUCGGCCAUACCCCGUCCGCCGCCUCCCACCUGCUCGGUCCCAGCCGGCUGCUGACCACCGGUGCUCGGCAGUCGGCCGACCUCCAGCCGGAUUUCCUCCAGGUGGCAAGCCCCAAAGCCUCCAGGCGGCUAGCCCUCAGGCCGUCAGGCGGCCUUACAACCAGCCGGUCAAGCUCCCGACGCCAGGCAGAGUGGGGCGCUUUGUCUCAGCUCCUCCUACUUUCUUUACCGACCGAAUGAUGACCUCGACCGCGUCGUGGCCGAGGUGUUCGGCAGAAUGACACGCCGGGAAGUGGCAGCCUCAGUGCACCGAUCGCUUGCCAGGUUCUUCGUGCAUGACGGCCCAGAGAAAUUCCACUCGCUUGUCGCUGCCAAGGCUAGCCAUCACAGAGCCCUGGGCUCUGCGGACCUCGUGUGUGCCCUGCAGGCGUGCAGGGGGCGAGGCAACCGAUGGCCACUCGUGCUGGAGAUCCACGCGGCGUCAGUCGUGCGUGGGCUUGGCGCUGACCGUGUCAUAGGCAACCUGCUGAUUGAUCUGUACGCCAAGAAUGGGCUCGUGUGGCAGGCAAGGCAGGUGUUCGAGGAGCUUUCUUCCAGGGACCAUGUCUCGUGGGUUGCCAUGCUGUCAGGGUAUGCACAGAAUGGUCUUGGGAAGGAAGCUUUCAGGCUUUACAGCCAGAUGCAUUGGAGUGCUGUUGUUCCUACGCCGUAUGUUAUGUCUAGUGUGCUGAGUGCUUGCACUAAAGGAAAACUUUUUUCACAAGGUCGGAUGAUCCAUGCCCAAGUUUACAAGCAAGCAUUCUGUUCGGAGACCUUUGUGGGCAAUGCACUUAUUGCACUUUACUUAGGAUAUGGAUCCUUUAAGCUAGCAGAAAGGGUAUUUUGUGACAUGCUGUUCUGUGACAGAGUGACGUUCAAUACAUUGAUCUCAGGACAUGCUCAAUGUGGACAUGGUGAACGUGCUUUGCAGAUUUUUGAUGAGAUGCAGUUGUCAGGGCUCAGGCCUGAUUGUGUGACAGUUGCUAGUAUGCUUGCAGCCUGUGCCGAUGUGGGAGAUCUUCAAAAAGGAAAGCAGCUCCAUUCAUAUUUACUGAAAGCAGGUAUGUCUUUUGAUUACAUAACGGAAGGCUCACUCCUCGAUCUGUAUGUGAAAUGUGGUGACAUUGAAACAGCACAUGAUAUCUUCAAUUUGGGUGAUAGGACAAACGUGGUACUAUGGAAUUUAAUGCUUGUGGCAUAUGGGCAGGUUAGUGAUCUAGCAAAAUCCUUUGAAAUCUUUUGUCAGAUGCAAGCUACAGGUAUACGCCCCAACCAAUUCACCUACCCGUGCAUUUUGAGGACUUGCACUUGCAGUGGGCAAAUUGAACUUGGAGAGCAGAUUCAUUCAUUAAGCAUAAAAAAUGGAUUCGAAUCUGAUAUGUAUGUUAGUGGUGUCUUGAUAGAUAUGUAUUCUAAAUACGGCCGUCUUGAUAAAGCUCGAAAACUUCUUGAAAUGCUUGAUAAAAAAGAUGUGGUUUCUUGGACCUCAAUGAUUGCUGGAUAUGUGCAGCAUGACUUUUGUGAAGAGGCUCUUGCAACAUUCAAAGAAAUGCAGAACUAUGGAGUUUGGCCAGAUAACGUAGGACUGGCUAGUGCUGCAAGUGCUUGUGCUGGAAUCAAAGCAAUGCGCCAGGGCCUGCAGAUCCAUGCUCGGGUUUAUGUCUCUGGUUAUGCAGCUGAUAUUUCAAUUUGGAACACGUUGGUAAACCUGUAUGCGAGAUGUGGAAGAAGUGAAGAAGCUUUCUCUUUGUUUCGGGCAAUUGAACACAAGGAUGAGAUUACAUGGAAUGGAUUGAUAUCUGGUUUUGGACAAAGUCGACUUUAUGAACAAGCUCUCAUGGUAUUCAUGCAGAUGGAUCAAGCAGGUGCCAAGUACAAUGUGUUCACAUUUGUUUCCUCUAUUAGCGCUUUAGCUAACCUUGCAGAUAUAAAACAAGGAAAACAAGUACAUGGUAGAGCUGUUAAGACAGGACACACCUCUGAAACUGAAGUUGCCAAUGCUUUGAUUUCACUAUAUGGAAAAUGUGGCAGUAUUGAAGAUGCCAAGAUGAUCUUUUCUGAAAUGUCACUGAGGAAUGAGGUUUCAUGGAAUACUAUCAUAACAAGUUGUUCACAGCAUGGACGUGGACUAGAAGCUUUGGAUUUAUUUGAUCAGAUGAAGCAAGAAGGUCUGAAACCAAAUGAUGUCACCUUCAUAGGUGUGUUAGCUGCUUGCAGUCAUGUGGGUUUGGUUGAGGAAGGCCUUAGUUACUUCAAAUCCAUGUCUAAUGUGUAUGGACUUAAUCCAACACCUGACCAUUAUGCUUGUGUUGUGGAUAUUCUUGGACGAGCAGGUCAACUUGACCGUGCAAGGAGAUUUGUUGAUGAAAUGCCUAUCACUGCUGAUGCAAUGGUUUGGCGAACACUUCUCAGUGCCUGUAAAGUACACAAGAACAUAGAAAUUGGGGAGCUUGCAGCCAAACAUCUCCUGGAGUUAGAGCCCCAUGAUUCGGCAUCGUAUGUCCUCCUAUCAAAUGCAUAUGCUGUUACUGGAAAGUGGGCUAACAGGGAUCAGGUCAGAAAGAUGAUGAAAGACAGAGGAAUUAGAAAAGAACCAGGUCGAAGCUGGAUUGAAGCAAAGAAUGCAGUUCAUGCGUUCUUUGUUGGUGAUCGGUUGCACCCCUUAUCUGAUCAGAUAUACAAGUUUUUGUCUGAGCUAAAUGAUAGGUUAGCCAAAAUAGGAUACAAGCAAGAGAAGCCUAAUUUGUUUCAUGAAAAAGAGCAAGAGCAGAAAGACCCUACUGCUUUUGUCCAUAGUGAGAAGUUAGCUGUUGCAUUUGGGUUAAUGACUUUGCCUCCUUGUAUUCCUCUUCGAGUGAUUAAGAACCUCCGUGUAUGUGAUGACUGCCACAGUUGGAUGAAGUUUACCUCUGAAGUCACAAGAAGAGAAAUUGUAUUAAGAGAUGUGUACAGAUUUCAUCAUUUUAACAGCGGCAGCUGUUCAUGUGGAGAUUACUGGUGAAUUAGGCUGUAGUAAAGUAUCUACAAAACUUUUUUGAUCGAAAAUCCCCCCAAUACUAUUCCUAAUGGUUUCCAUUUCUGGGACCUACACUUAUAUCUGCUAUUGUGACCUAUAUAUCUGGAGCAAAGCCAGCAUGUCUAGACAAACAUGUACAGGGCUUUGGAAGAGUCAUUCAUAUCUGUCACAUGAAGUUGAGGUUUUCUAUCUUUGUGGGUGUCAUUAUUGUCUCAACUCAUUUGUUUAACCACUAUAAUUUGUCUUGUCCUGAGUGUCACUAACUCUUUGUUACUUGCAACACUUGCUUGUUUCAGGCACCAUUCAUUCAGAGUCAAGUGUCUAAGAUUCAAUGUGUUACAUGACAUCAACUGUAAUCAU